Messenger RNA from Colletotrichum gloeosporioides, 300 nucleotides. RefSeq lists its product as uncharacterized. The coding region runs from base 1 to 300 and encodes 99 amino acids. NCBI's taxonomy places the organism in Eukaryota, Fungi, Ascomycota, Sordariomycetes, Glomerellales, Glomerellaceae. The record is from RefSeq and is a predicted model, not a curated record. The transcript has 2 exons.
AUGCGUCUAUCCUAUCUUGCCUGUGUCGCCACGCUUGCAGCGGAGGCCGUUAUUGCAGACGCAGCACCAAUGAAGGCCGAAGCACUCCCUCUAACGUUACUUCCCAAAGAGUUCGCCGACUACGCAAACCGAAAUCAGCCAUCAGCGCAACAACUCGCUGCGAACGGUCGGGUAUGCGGGCUUGGUGCCCAACAAGGCGUGUGCGACAACGGACGAUGCGGUACCUUCGUCGCUCCGACCGGGUUUACAAUAAUUCGUGGUGCGGAAUCACAAUGUGGAGCGGCUACCAAAAAGGCGUAA